AUGCCCGGCAAACGUGAAAAUAGGACAGGUGGAAGGUGGCUGGCGAAAUUGGUCCGCAUGGAGCUUGUGCUCCGUGAGUUGUGGACGUGGGCUACAACGACGAUGGCGCUUAUGCGACUCGCCCAUUCCUCAAAAUGGCGGAAAUUUAUGCAGAGGAAGUUUCGUGGAAUCUUUGAGUUGCGAUACGCGCAAUUGCACAGCGAGACAGGAUUAUCCAUUGAAACCGGAUACUUUCCAGAAUCGAAAGCCAUGGUAAUUACUGUAAACGACACAUUAUGCUCCUGUGGAUGCCUAAUUAAUCAUACGGCUGGAAGAUUUUUUGCUCGAACGUGCGAGGAAAUCACAGAUUGGACGUUGAAAUCUCACGGAAGAUUUCUGUAUCUGAAAUUAAAACACGACGCGACUACCAAUCAAUUUAGACUUGCAAUUUAUCGCGGUUUAACAAAAGAGGAGUUAAUUUAUGAUUCCGUAAUAAACAGCCAUGCUCAUAAAAGCAGUUUACAGUUCACUUCCAAAGAUUACUUCGUUAUUUCACUUCUGAAAAUGAAUAGCUCAUCAAAUAUCAACUCGGGUAUAGAAAUAGGCUUUGAAUGGAAGAAUGAUCGACUGCAGGAUUUAUAUUCAGUUUGCUUUAUUGCAGCAACCGAUCAUAUGCUGUCAUCAUUUACAACACUGACAUUGUCACAUUCCUGCAUGUUUUGUCAUCGUGAUUUGUCAUUCCUCCUAUCAAGUCUAUUCAUUAUUUUAAUUAUAUCUCUUCCGCCACUUCUGUGCUCCUAUUCUACCAUAUCGGUUAUUCGAAAAACAAAAUGGAAGCGAAAUCAACAAUUAAGCAUCGGCAAUUCGUUGGACGAACCCAGGCCUGAUGUGAGUAUGGUACAAUCCGGACAAACGGACACUACGGAAAUCAGAUCAAACAGAACCAUGGUCACGAAACGUUCUAUCGGUAUACAGCUUUCGGCAUCAUCGACUCCACGUUUCCCCCGCGAGAAAGGUUUACGAUGGUCUCGAGCAACUAAUUCACCACAAAUUACACCACGUAACGACGAGCACUCAUCACUUUCAUUUAAUACCGAUCACGAUUUGGAAUACGAUUAUUACGAGCCAACCGUGCCGGGUUCAUUCCUUACACCACCUGUCAACUUCUACUCUGAUAUCGAUGUUGAGCAGAUUAUAGGUAGCUCUCAGCUUUCCUAUAGUCUGAUAUCGAAACAUGAUGCUCAUACACAAAUUGGAGAUAAGAUCUGA
Molecule: messenger RNA, 1248 nt
Organism: Brugia pahangi
Lineage: Eukaryota; Metazoa; Nematoda; Chromadorea; Rhabditida; Onchocercidae
Source: the annotation of a GenBank genome assembly